CUGCGCUUUCGUCCACGACUGUUCCCUAGGGACUGCCGGUGCAUCUCUGUCUUUUCCGUCCUCCCACCCAAGACCCCGAGUGGAACUCUGUCGUUUUCGUGACUUUUUGAUAUUUCUAUCCACCAUGGCUCCUUCGAAGUGGGACGAAGAGGAAGAGAGCGCUUCUCCUCCUCCUGUGGCCCCCCGCCGCAAGUUCGAUGAUGAAGAAGAGGACGAUGUCCUCGACUCCUGGGACGCCGCCGAAGAUUCCGAAGUAGAGCGGGAGAAGGAGGCCAAGGCGAAGGAGGCCAAGGCCAAGGCCGACGCUGAGGCGGCCGCAAAGAAGAAAAGCAAGGCGCAGCGCAUACAGGAGCACAAGGACACCCGGCGACAGGAGGCGGACGAGGCCGAGGACUCCGACAGUGAGGAGGACGAGGCCGACAAACGCGCUCGUCUGCGCCGCACCGAGAAGGAUGCGGAUCUCAAGCACGCCGAGGACCUCUUCGGCGACAUCGAUCUGAACCGCAACCGCGGCGCCCCCAAGGCUGUGGUCAUCAGCGACUCGGCCGACCCCACGCAGGCCGUCGACCUGUCGGCCAUGCCGCUCUUCAAGCCCACCACCAAGGACCAGUUCACCCGGUUGACGACCACGCUGGCCCCACUGCUCACGCCGCAGUCGAAGAAGCCCCAUUAUGCGCUGUGGGCCCAGGACUUCGCUAAGCAGCUGGUCAAGGAUCUGCCCAGCGGCGACAUCAAGAAGAUCGCCAGUUCCCUGACCACCCUGAGCAACGAGAAAAUGAAGGAGGAGCGUGCGGCCGACAAGGGUAACAAGAAGAGCAAGGCGGCCAAGACCAAGGUCUCGCUGGUGACCUCGAGAGAUAACAAGAUUGAUUCGUCCUACGAUGAUGAUGGAUUGGGCGACGACGAUUUCAUGUGAAUGACUUGAAUUAUAUUGAAAUUUACGUUUUUAUUUCUCCUUUUCUUCAAAUGCCCUCCUCAUCCUUCGUCUCUAGUUGGCAGUGAUAUAUUGAAUUUGCCAACUUCGUCGAUCCGCUGCGUUGUAUAUGCAUCGGUAAACAGUCAUGCCCUUUGCCCUCCUCUUCUUUAAGUCAUCUUGAUACAAUAGAAUCGGCGUUGUCGCUGCAUGUUACC
Messenger RNA from Aspergillus steynii IBT 23096, 1131 nucleotides. Its product is annotated as eukaryotic translation initiation factor 3 subunit J. NCBI's taxonomy places the organism in Eukaryota, Fungi, Ascomycota, Eurotiomycetes, Eurotiales, Aspergillaceae. The coding region runs from base 125 to 916 and encodes 263 amino acids. The record is from RefSeq and is a predicted model, not a curated record. Gene Ontology annotation, cellular component: cytoplasm; eukaryotic translation initiation factor 3 complex. Gene Ontology annotation, molecular function: translation initiation factor activity. The transcript has 3 exons.